AUGGCAGCAUCGCAUAUCUUAAGUGCAGUAGAGCCCACGGUGGGCGGCGGCGGCGCGCGCGGCGGCCGUGAGAGAGAGGUCAACGUAGCGCUUGACGAUAGAGAGCUUUGGGUCCGCUUCCAGACUCUUACGAACGAAAUGAUAGUCACCAAAAAUGGACGACGUAUGUUUCCUGUAGUAAAAGUUACUGCCAGUGGGCUGGACCCGACGGCCAUGUACACCGUUCUUCUUGAGUUUGUUCAGGUUGACACUCACCGCUGGAAAUACGUUAACGGCGAAUGGGUUCCCGGUGGAAAAGCUGAAGUGCCGCCCUCUAAUGCUAUCUAUAUACACCCAGAGAGUCCAAAUUUUGGUGCACAUUGGAUGAAAGAACCUAUAUCUUUCGCUAAAGUUAAAUUAACAAACAAGACAAAUGGAAACGGACAGAUAAUGCUGAACUCUUUACAUAAAUAUGAGCCUCGAGUACACCUAGUGAAAGUUGGUACCGAUCUUCGACGUAUCAUGACUUAUCCGUUUCCUGAAACGCAGUUUAUAGCAGUAACUGCUUACCAAAAUGAAGAAGUGACGUCACUAAAAAUCAAAUAUAAUCCAUUUGCUAAGGCUUUUCUGGAUGCAAAAGAAAGGCCUGAAGGCUACUAUCAAAGGGAUUUUGUUGGAUCCCAUUACCCGCAACAAAGUUCUUCCCCUCAUCAAUAUCCCCAGUUCGGUGGAUGGUUUGUAACAUCCCAGUCACUUUAUGGUAGUAGCAAUUCUUCUUCAAGGAGACCAGCGCCCUACCCACCUAGACCACCUUCACGACCCCGAACUUUGUCACCACCUUCUACUUAUAAUAACCCAGAGAGAUCUACAGCAGCGUCAGUAAACGGCGGCGGUAGUUACACUUGGGCGAGCACGGGCGGCUACUGGAGUUCAGCCCAAGGUAGCAGCUCACCGCAACCCAACGCAUCGCCCGCUCCGUACCGCACUCCGCCACACGCGUACCCCGCUCCCAUCGAGUACGCUCCGCCACCCCCUACGAGUACCUCAGCGCCCGCGACUGCACCUGCGUCGCUGUAUCCUAUACAAUAUGAAGCUCCUACGCAACAUCAUUCCCCGUACUAUCAACAUGCUUAUGCGCCGUACGCUCAUCACACGAUCGAGGACAUUUCUUACUGGCCUAAUAGUUUUAACAGUUACAGCUACCAACCAUCCGAGUACGUGGGAACAGGCGACGUGUCAUAUAGCGAGGGCAUGUCCUUUGGUCCAACGGGCCCCCCUCUUGAAGCAGCUACGACUAACCAAGAUGGCCGAACAACGCCCACGGGAUCUGAUCAUCAAUCAGCAGAAAGAGAGUACAAAUUCAGUACUGAAGGAGAACGUCAGUCACCUUCCGAAGAAUCUGCGCUUCCACCACGGUCUCCUACGCAG
Messenger RNA from Brenthis ino (lesser marbled fritillary), 1407 nucleotides. NCBI's taxonomy places the organism in Eukaryota, Metazoa, Arthropoda, Insecta, Lepidoptera, Nymphalidae. The record is from the annotation of a GenBank genome assembly.